This is a messenger RNA of Symbiodinium pilosum, 1320 nucleotides long. NCBI's taxonomy places the organism in Eukaryota, Dinophyceae, Suessiales, Symbiodiniaceae. The record is from the annotation of a GenBank genome assembly.
AUGGAGCAAGCCAUCCAUGCAGUUCGCGAGCAGUACAGCUUGCUGGCUAGUAUGGUCCGUCGGCCAGAGCUCUUCGUGCCAAUGCUCGGCAUUUGGGUGGCCUCUUUUGGAGGUGCGCUGCAUGCGCCUGUCACCACUUACUUUCAAGUUGAAGUGGGAGCUUCAACCGCCCAAAUUGGCAAUUUUGGCGUCAUCCGAACGGCUGGAGUCUUGCUGGUAUCCCCUCUCUAUGGCUGGCUCCUGGAUAGACGUUCCGCUUAUCUUCCAGCUGUACUGUCCGCCUUCUGCUGCACAUUUGGCUGCCUGAUCCAUGGCUUUGCACCUGACGUGUCGGGGCUGUACCUGGCAAGUGUGGUGUUGGCAUUGGGCGCUGUGAACUUCUGGAACGUUGUAGGGGCAUAUGUUGCGCUGGCAACACCGCGGGAGCAGCGGCAUGUGGUGGUCACGGGCUUCCAGGUCCAAGUGGCAACCCUGAGGCUGAUCGGAACGUCUCUCUACCCAGCAGUGGACUCUGUGCUGAAGGCUGCUGGUGUGGAGCAAAAGCUUGUUCGGUACAGGAUACACAUGAGCGAGUGCAGCAUCUUCUGCGUGGUUGCCUUUAUCUACCUGGUUGUCCGAUUUCAGCCGGCAGCAUGGGCACAGGAUGAUGACACCAAGGCGGAAGCGAAGAAAGCGGAACAGCCCGUGAAGAAAUCGCAAGUAAUCUUGCUCCUUUUGACGAGUGUCGUCCAAACCUUCGGUGAGACAGUCGUCACAGUUCUGUGGCCGCUUCACAUCCGCAAACUAGGGCUGGGUUCACAUGAUUUUGCAUGGCUACAGCUGGUCUCCCAACUCCUGAUUAUCCUGAGCACUCUUGGAUAUCCCCCGCUGACGCGGCUGCUGGGACACAGGGCUACGGCCAGUUCCUUGCCGAUGAUUGCAGGCGCUACGUCUGCACUGGCCUUCUUGCAGCCAGAUACUUCGCUUUAUGGCCAGCUGGUCCACAUCUCAAAUGUACUGACCUUCCUGGCCGUGUGUGGGACGAUGAAGGUGUGCUACCAACAUCUGACCACGCUUGCUGUGCCUGCUUCCCAGCAGGGGCGUGUUUUCUCCCUGCUUAACGUCUUAGGAUCUGUGGGCAACAUUGCCGGAAACAUCGUUGCAACAAGAUUCUCAGAGCAUGCGACUCCGUUUUCUUCCAAAGGCGCAACGCCAUUCCUUGUCACUUCAUCCCUGUUCUGCACUGUGGGCUGCGCAGUUGUGGGAUUACUGUGUGUGCCCAUGGAGGAAAUCAGCAGCUUCAAGCGCGUGCACGCAAGCGAAGGCCAUGUGCCCGAGUGA